CGCUGUAAUGGAAAUUAAGUUUUCAUGGAAUUGAUGCCUAAUUGAUAAGACUUACCAAGAAUUUCAUCGCUACUAGGAAAUUGCUUUACCUCUCAGAAAAUGGAAUCUGACCAACAAUCAUGAAAAUUAAAGCUUUAAAAGACAGUUUUACUCAAUCUUUCCAAACUAAUGGUCGAGUUUGAUAAACAGCAUCUUCAAAAUAUUUGCAUAUUUCGAUCCAUAUUUCGCCAAAAUGCUUACCAAAAUUGCAUUUCCUUCCAUAAUUUUGAUCUCCUUAUUCUUACCCCGAGCCACUUCAGAUUGGCAAGUAUCGGAAAAAGAUAGCUGUGCAGAAAUCUAUUUCCAAUCUGACCACGAAGGCAAAUCCCUACAAUUGAGGGAUACGGAACAAAUUGCGGAUUUGAGUUAUGCACGAUCAAAAUACUUUCAUUCGGGUGGAACAGCAACAAAUGGGUCAAUGUCGCUAAAAAUCCAUUCCGGCUGCCAUCUCGUCCUCGCCGAUAAGACUUUCAUGAAAGGGAAACAGUUUCUUUUUACGAGCGAUGUGGAUCAUCUCGACGGAAUGGCGUUGUCGCCAAAGUCGGCGGCGUGCACGUGUCCGCAGGUCUGCAAAUGUUCCAACGCAAUUUUACGAAACCGUGAGUGCGCGAGGGCGUACUUGGGUCAAGAGUGCGACAAUUGUGACGCAUAUUUCACCUCGCUCCCACCCGAGGAGGACGGGGUGGUUCGACAGUUUCCUCCGAAAUGGAGGGACGCCGUGGCCUCCCUCAUUGUUCGGAGGGGGUGCGAAUUAACGCUCAACACGGGAAAUGCUACUUUCGAAGAAAUCACCGUGUCGAAUAUUCUCGAGGAGGUUGGCAAUCUCACGGUGAAGAAUUUAGUCGAGAGUGUGUGGAAUUCAACAAUUGUGAAUUAUAAGUGUCACUGCAACUCUUCAUAUGUCCAGAGGAGGCUGCCUAAACAGGAUUCCGAGCAGGCCUCGAAAUAUCCAAAAUUAAUCUCCAUCCCAAAAUCGAAGCCAGAACUGCUCUCCCUCUUAUCUCAAGAUGAACUGAAAAAUCAUCCCGGCGUAAUUUCCGCACUGCAAUCCUUAAAAAAUAAAAGGAGCUCACGGAACGCGUACAUUUUGCUGUUGGGGACGACCGGAAGUGGUAAAAGUUCCGCGGUCAACAUGCUUUUCGACCACCCCAACAUCACCAAAGUCGGCGGUGUCCAUUCCACCACGACGGACAUUCACGAAUUCCGAAUCCGCCUCAAACUCGACGAACUGGGCAUUUCCAACUCCGAACUUCGCGUCAUCGACACUCCCGGCACUUCGGAUACUCGCGGAAUCACGCAGGACUCCAGAUUCCUCGCCUCCCUGGAACAAUUCCUCGACUCCCACGACGACCUGGCCACCUCCAAGCCAAACAUUGUCCUCAUCUUUGCCAAAUUCAAUGACAACCGAUUCCGCGGGGAGGGCAGUUCCUUCGUCAAAAUGCUCCGUACCAUUGACCUCUUCAAGGACAGGAUAAUCGACCCCAAAUUCACCAACGUCAUCUUUGUCUUGACCCAUUUCAUGUCGGAAACUGCGUCCAUCACUACAAAUCCCACCGAGCGAAUCACCGCGGUCAGAAAGGUCAUCGAAGAAUUUAGCACCCUCCCAAAACCGGUGCACAUCGUGGUGGCAGAAAAUAAACCGGAAGCUUUCCACCUCCCAAGUCUCAACGGUUUUUACGCCCUGCCCAAUGGCGACCUCUACCCGCAAAAUUUAUUCAGUCAGAUGCAACGCUCCCUGGUGACGAGUGGAGAUCCCAUUGGGGAAGCUGUGAUACGAGUAGGGUUCAAAAAUUCCGAUUAUUUCAACAUUCUCGGCAAAACCUUCCCCCUCGUGGACCCCUCGAAUGGCAAAGUUACGAAGUACAUGGGAACCUUGAGCUCUUUCGAUACCACGUCGACCUCUUCGCCCGUCUCGCAGAAAUUGGCAGAUUCCUACGCAAAGUUAGAUGCCGGACUGAAAUCCAGUUUUCCUGGAGUCCUCAGCCACCUGCAGAGAGCCCUGUUUCACAAAAAUAUCCAAACCCAGGCUCAAUUACCGCAGACGAGAGCGGCAAUUUUGAAAUUCUUUGAAGAUAUCCCCCUCAACCCGGCGUCGUCCGCGUUGCUGCAAAAUUCCUUUAAUUUAUCACUUCCCGUCCUCUCUACGGAAUUACUCGUUGGCUGCGGGUACGACUUAAUUAAUGAUGAUGUCCUACCGACCCCAGUUUUUACCGUGAGUAAUGUCACCCCAAGUGAAAUCAACUUCCAAAUCCCGAGCAGUUUCAAGGUAGAGUUGUACAAUCGGAUGGAAAAUGUGUUUUUUAUCCUGCCAUCGAGAGACUCAUAUGUCGACGAACGACUCAAAAAUCUCGGUCUUGAAGAGGACACUUUUCCCCCGGAAAUUAUCUCUCACUCGGGAAAAUUAAAGGAUGGUUAUAACAUUAUGCAAACUAAUGACGAAGAGAACGAACUUUCCUUGUCUGACGCCCCAAAAUUAUCAGCUGUCCUAGAGUAUCACAUGUUCCACAUGAAAUUAAGCGCAGCAGAGGUCGAAAUUUCGGAAGAAUUCGCCUCCACCGUUGAAUCCCUGACUGCCCUGGAUACCUCUGAUUUCGCCUCUUUCUCACAGUGGGACACCUUCUUCAAAAAGUACGGCACCCACGUGGUCACCUCUGCCUUUGGCGGUGGGCGAGUAACCAUUGAGGUCACUCUAGAUCCUUCUUCGCCCUCUCUUCCCCCAACAAAAACCGAGCAGUACACGAAACUUACGGAAUCCAUGGCACAAAUCGUGCAAAAAUUGGCAGAUAACCUGAUCGGCAAGGAAAUUUCCUCUCUAAAUUAUGCCGACGUCACCCACAAGGUCACAUUCUCCGGUGGAGACCCAACCUACGCGUCCCUCCUGGACAUUGACCAUUGGCGAGAUUCCGUCCACUACAAUCCCAUCAUGUUAUCCUCCGAUUUAAAACUCCUCCCGAUUUCCGAGCUCGUUAGACAAGCCUCACUUCCUCAAAAGGCUGACCUCAUCGAGCUCGCGGCGACCCAACUGUUCAACGCGUCCCUAGUUUACAUCCCUAUCACUCGAGCAGCUAACCCGGCCGCAGGGGCGAAUCGACAACACACCGUGUCCGGCAGUGACGCCGGCCUCGGUGGGUACGAAUCCAUCGCAGAAUUCGCCUCCAUUUUCAAAAUCAUGGCGGAAGAAGGGACCCGAAUGCAGGACAAAAUGUUGGCCGUCAUGCAGCAGAGAGAAGCGGAAUCCGCGCGACGAGAGGAGCUUGACAGACAAGAAAAAUUACUGCAAAAACAGGUCGAUCUCGAACAGGCGAGGCACGACAGGGCGGAUGCCUUAGCGGAGAGAAGACUUGAGAUGGAAGAAAAUCAACUGCACGCCCAAAAUUUGGCCAAUUUGGAGGCAAUUCGAGCUCAAAAGGCACAAUUGCAAGCGGAGUUGGAAAACGAGAGGUUUAUUGCGGAUCAAAACGCGAACGAUCAAAGGCAAGCACAAUUGUAUGGAUUUAUCAAUGCGGAAAAUGAGCGCAGAUUGCAGGCAAAUUUGAAUAGAAAGUCCACCUGGGAUAAAAUUACGGACUUUACGGGGAAAAUUAUCAGCAGUGGGAGAGACGCGAUGAUGUCUGCGGCACCAUUUCUUAUGGGGAGAUGAUUAAUCUGGAGAGAUUUUAGGACGGUUGAAAAAAUAUAUAACUUGUUAAAAAGUAGGAUUAAUAUUUGGUCGACAUAAGUUUUAUCUUUUAUUACUUUAGUUGUAAAAUAAAAUAAUAUUUUAUUCGAAA
Messenger RNA from Folsomia candida, 3809 nucleotides. RefSeq lists its product as uncharacterized. Bases 233 to 3679 code for a protein of 1148 amino acids. The record is from RefSeq and is a predicted model, not a curated record. Lineage: Eukaryota; Metazoa; Arthropoda; Collembola; Entomobryomorpha; Isotomidae. The transcript has 5 exons. Gene Ontology annotation, molecular function: GTP binding.